Molecule: messenger RNA, 1700 nt
Organism: Macadamia integrifolia
Lineage: Eukaryota; Viridiplantae; Streptophyta; Magnoliopsida; Proteales; Proteaceae
Product: arabinosyltransferase XEG113-like
Exons: 11
Biological process (GO): cell wall pectin biosynthetic process
Cellular component (GO): Golgi apparatus
Molecular function (GO): arabinosyltransferase activity
Source: RefSeq, a predicted model, not a curated record
CCUUGGUACUGCAUCACAGUCCCUGCUUGCCUUGAGAUUUUGUGUUGUACUGAAAAGAGUAUUGAAACUGUUGUUAUAGGUGCAAUGGACACAAAACUUUUGGAGGCUUUGUACUGGAAAGGUGUUCCUGUAUUUGAUAUGGAAAGCCACAUGAGCACCUCAGAUGUUGGUUGGGGUUCACCAACAUUUCACAAAAUGGGGAGAGAAAAAGUUAUCUUGAUAGAUGUUAUGCUGCCGUUUGGGUAUGAGCUACUGAUGUGUGAUACAGAUAUGGUUUGGUUAAAGAACCCACUUCCAUUUCUUGCUCGUUAUCCUGAAGCAGAUAUCUUAACUUCAACUGAUCAAGUGAUACCAACAGUUGUUGAUGACAGGUUGGAAAACUGGCAAGAAGCAUCUGCCGCAUACAAUAUCGGAAUUUUUCACUGGCGGCCAACAGAUUCUACGAAAAAACUGGUGAAAGAAUGGAAAGAGAAACUUCUAGCUGAUGAAAAGAUAUGGGAUCAGAAUGGAUUUAACGAACUUAUGCACAGACAAUUAGGACCAGCUGUAGGAGGUGAAAGUGGACUUGUUUACGCUUAUGAUGGAAUUCUUAAGUUGGGAAUUUUGCCAGCCAGUAUAUUUUGCAGUGGACAUACAUACUUUGUGCAGGCCAUGCAUCAACAACUUAGACUGGAGCCAUAUGCGGUGCAUACCACCUUCCAGUAUGCUGGUACUGAAGGAAAGCGCCAUCGACUACGGGAGGGCAUGGUUUUUUAUGACCAACCAGAAUAUUAUGAUUCAUCAGGGGGUUUCUUGUCGUUUAAACCAUCUAUCCCGAAGAGCCUAUUGCUUGACGGAGAGCACAACGUUGAAUCACACUUUUCUCUCAUUAAUUACCAAAUAAAGCAAAUACGGACUGCACUUGCUAUUUCUUCUUUGCUGAAUCGUACACUGGUGAUGCCUCCACUAUGGUGCAGGUUGGAUAGACUAUGGUUUUCACAUCCUGGAGUGCUGCCGGGUACUAUGACAAGGCAACCUUUUCUCUGCCCUUUGGAUCAUGUAUUUGAGGUGAAUGUCAUGCUUAAAGAUCUGCCAGAAGAGGAAUUUGGCCCACGGAUUGAUUUUAGAGAGUAUUCUUUUUUGGACAAUCCUUUACUGCCCGAACAGGUCAAGGAGUCAUGGCUUGAUGUUCAGCUUUGUCAAGAGGGAAGCCAAGGUUGUCAUGUAACUAAUGAGACAAGUCAACCAGGAGUUCUCAGAUUUCCAAAGCAUAGCAGUGAAGAAUUGUUGAAAACAGUAUUCUCCUCAUUCAAGGAUGUCAAAGUUAUACAAUUCUCAUCCAUGCAAGAUGCCUUCCAAGGUUUUUCUGACAAGACAAGAGAGGACAAGUUCAGAUACCGUGUGAAAAGGUACACGGGGAUAUGGUGCUGUGUGGAAAACCGUACUCCUGGACACAUAUAUUAUGACAUGUACUGGGAUGAGAAGCCUGGCUGGAAACCUGCCCCACCAAAAACUCCAGAAGAUGACCAUCCGCCUUGGUAAUUUUCAACUCUUAAUUUCAUGUAAUUCUCUUCUUAUAAGCUAAAGGAGAUUCCUGUCUGUGAUUCAUCCGAGUUGUACCCAUAUUAAUACCUUAGGCCAUUGAAAAUUAGGCAUGAGAUAGAAUUGCUGAUGUACCUUUGUAAGACAAGCGGUACCCAAAAAUUUUGACAUUUCUUCAA